GCCGAUCCGACCGGGUAGACGGCCGGGCUCGCGGGAUGGGGCAAGUGCCUGAGGAGGGGGCAGCCUCCGGGGCUGGGCUCCGCGGCGUGUCCUGGGCCGAGAGGCCUGAGUACAGCUCAGGGACCCCAGGCUUCGGCGCCCGCAGCAGCUGCUUCUCCCCCGGCGACCCCAGCCUUGAAAAGAGAAAACGGCGCCGGGAGACGGGCGGGACCGGGCAGCCCCCGUCCCCACCCUGUCGGGCGCCCUCGGCCAGCCCAGCCAGGAGGCUUGUCGUUGAGCGCUUUGCACCCAUUGCACUUGAAAUACUGUUUGACUUGAAAAAGAAAAAAAAAAUUGAUUAGGAUAUUUGAGUAGUGCAGGGUGACAAGGACUAGUCAAGUAUGACCGAACUCCCUGGAACUUAUAUUCCCAAGUUAUAAGGGACCGAACUACAAAUAACGGCACUGUACGGAGUAGUGUUUGUUCUGUGCUAUAUCCCAGCCCUGGACUUGGUCCCCCUGGGCUCUGUGAUUGAUACAAGCCUACGUUUAUUUAAGCCCACUGCUAACGAGGGGUGUCUUCCUUGGUAGCUCAGACGGUAAAGAAUCUGCCAGCUAUGCAGGAGACUGGGGUUGGAUCCCUGUGUCGGGAAGAUCCUGUGGACAUCUCCAGUACUCUUGCCUGGAGAAUCCCGUGGACAGAGGAGCCUGGUGGGCUACAGUCCAUGGAGUCACAAAGAGUCAGACAUGACUGAGCGACUGACACUAAUGAGGGGGAGAGCACUCACAGAAAGCUAUUUGGAGGUUAUGGAUUAUAAGCCCGAACCUGAACUCCUCAGUGAGAGCUCAGAACGUCUCUUCUCCUUUGGAGUGAUAGCAGAUAUUCAAUAUGCUGAUUUGGAAGAUGGCUAUAAUUUCCAGGGAAACAGAAGGAGGUACUACAGACACAGUCUUCUUCACUUACAGGGUGCUAUCGAACACUGGAAUCAAGAAAGCAGCCCACCCCGUUGUGUGCUUCAGCUUGGAGACAUCAUCGACGGAUACAAUGCGCAGUACAAAGCAUCAGAAAAGUCACUGGAGCGCGUCAUGAACACAUUCCAAAUGCUGAGAGUCCCUGUUCAUCACACGUGGGGAAACCACGAAUUCUAUAAUUUCAGCAGAGACUAUUUAACAAACUCCAAACUUAACACAAAGUUUCUGGAAGACCAGAUUGCCCACCAUCCUGAGACUGUGCCCUCGGAGGAUUAUUACGCGUAUCAUUUUGUACCAUUCCCUAAAUUCCGCUUCAUUUUACUCGAUGCUUAUGACAUGAGUGUCUUGGGCGUGGAUCAGUCUUCUCCAAAGUACCAGCAGUGUCUGAAGAUACUGAGGGAGCACAACCCAAAUACGGAACUGAAUAGUCCUCAAGGACUUCGUGAGCCCCAGUUUGUCCAGUUUAAUGGUGGAUUUAGCCCAGAACAGCUGAACUGGCUGAACGCAGUUCUUACAUUCUCGGACAGAAACCAAGAAAAGGUGGUGAUUGUGAGCCAUCUUCCCAUUUAUCCCGAGGCCUCUGACAGUGUGUGCCUGGCCUGGAAUUACAGAGACGCCCUGGCGGUCAUUUGGUCUCACAAGUGCGUGGUGUGCUUCUUCGCCGGCCACACUCACGACGGCGGCUACUCUGAGGACCCUUACGGUGUGCACCACGUCAACAUAGAAGGGGUUAUCGAAACAGCUCCGGACAGCCAGGCCUUUGGCACCGUUCAUGUCUAUCCUGACAAAAUGAUGUUGGAAGGGAGGGGCAGAGUUCCACACAGAAUUAUGAAUUACAGGAAGGAAUAAGCCUUCCUUCCAUUUUUGGUCUGAUUUUGUUUACUUUUAUAGACAGAGACUGACUUGGCUUUGUGGUUUGUUUGCCCCCCAUUCCCCAAGACUCAGUCUCGUUAUUUAGGAUUCUAUUUGCAUAACAGAUAGCCAUAAAUGGCUUCAAUGUGUGUUAGCUCGUAAGAUACUCUGAAGCGUUAUUUUUGGUAAUAUAUCCCACGCUGAAAAUUGGAAAGAAGAUGAAUGAAAGUAGCCUGAGUAAAGCAGGGAGGAGUCUGAGGUGGGAAGGUGGAUAUAAUCCUCAAAACAGACACUAUUUAGCCUUACCUGAGAUGUUUUUUACUUUUUACAAGGAGAAUGUAUUCAUUCACUGUGUUAGCCAUGUAACUUAAAAUUCACAAUAAAAAAGUAAAAUAA
Molecule: messenger RNA, 2198 nt
Organism: Bubalus bubalis (water buffalo)
Lineage: Eukaryota; Metazoa; Chordata; Mammalia; Artiodactyla; Bovidae
Gene: ADPRM
Product: ADP-ribose/CDP-alcohol diphosphatase, manganese dependent
Exons: 4
Coding region: 726-1799 (357 amino acids)
Molecular function (GO): ADP-ribose diphosphatase activity; CDP-glycerol diphosphatase activity; manganese ion binding
Source: RefSeq, a predicted model, not a curated record